UACUCCACGUGCACUAAGACCAAGGGGAAAACCGUAAACACUUCACUUGGAGUGUAAAGGAAGAUUCCCUCUCCGCUCCUUGGGUUUGGACAAAGUUUCUAGAUUUUUUUGUCGGUGAGAAUCAGGAAGAAUACCUUAUAAAGGGGCAUAAUAUAAGUAAAUUCUGGUUUUGCUGAAUUGUGUAUGUGCGUGUUCAACCGCACUUCUAUCCGUAAACGUAAUCGAAAUGAAAUCACGCGAACGCUGAUCGCCAAGAACAGAAUUUCAGCCAGUUGGAGCGGAGAGCUGUGGUAGGCUGGGCCCGGGUUCGAGGAGGGAGAUGUGCUCCAGCGGGCAGCUGUGUUCGGGGAACGGGCGGCCGCCAUCCAGCUACGCCAGCGACAAUGCCAACAACUCGGGCUCGCAGUACGCCCUCUGCGCCCUGGGCGUGGGGCUGGUGGCACUGGGCAUCGUCAUGAUCGUGUGGAGCGUGGUGCCCUCCAACGUGCCCGGGAACAGCAGCAGCGGCGGCAGCGGCGGCGGCUCCAAGCCGGGCCCCGGCAACGCCAACGCCAGCGCCAGGGGCAACACGUCGUCGGUGGCCUUCGUCCUGGCCGGGGUGGGCGUGGCCAUGCUGCUCCUGUCCAUCUGCCUGGGCGUGCGGAGCAAGCGGCGGCAGCAGCGGGCGGCCCAGGCGGCCGACGCCCGGUUGAGCACCCGCGCGACCCAGGGGCAGGAAGGGGAGACGGAGGAGACGGCCGCCAGGUAUGACGUGCCCACCUACGAGGAGGCGGUGGGCAGCGGGCGGUACCCGGCGCCACCCAGCCUCCUGCCCUGCAGCAGCAGCGCCUCCCAGCUCCCGUCCUACGAGGACCUGGUGGACGGCGUCCAGCACGAGGACGAGGACGAGGCGCCUGCCGGUCCCCAGCCCACCCCCGCCGCCGCCGCCGCCGCGGCCCCUCAGCUACAGCCCGCGCCCAACCGCCAGAACGGGCUCGGCCGCAAGCUCCGCCCCCCCAAGGUGAGGCGAAUCAAAUCGGAGAAGCUGCACCUGAAGGACAUCAGUAACGCGCCCCAGGCCGGCCCACCAUCCAUUGAGCCCCUCACUCCUCCUCCGCAGUAUGAUGACCAGCUGCCAAGACUCUGAAGGAGCCCCCUGCUGGCCGGAAGAGAGAAAUGCCACUUAAUUUGCUCUCUCUCUCACUCUCUCUCUCUCUCUCUUUUUCUCUCUCUUGCUAACUCUGAACUAAAACUGUUAUCUGUGACUGUCAGACAUCCUGCCUGUCACCCAGAAGGAUGGCACAAGCAGAGUGAAAUAGCUGUUGCUAUUCACAUUUUCCAUUCUAAGAUAAUGGACAGAUAAUGAAUAAAGGCAGUAGUAUUUUAAAUGAAGGGGUGGGAUGGGGAGGGGGGGGAUGUGCUCCUUUCUGAUCAAAAACCUCCAGGCCUUAAUGGAGUCAGUUUCUUGCCCUUCCAGCUCAGUAUCUGUAAUGAAGAAUGUUUCAAACCCUGUGCUUAUUUUUCUAAAGAAUUUCAGCCUUUGAAUGUUUGAGUGAAUGACAGGUCCCAUACAAUUUCAAAUAUGACCAUUUGUGUUUCUUAUUAUGCUGGGGGAUUCUAAAGCUGGCUGAUAUUGUGUUAAGAAUUUAGGAUUUCUUUUUGGAUACGAAUGAACACAGCACAGAUCUACGCCUUGGUUCUUUCUUAUUCUUAUUCUGACUUUUGAUUGGUUCAUUCUGUGCAGUGUGGUUCACAAGUGCUUUUCAGACCGUUCCAGGCAUCUUCGCAGUGAGCUGAUUGGUUGAAUUAGAGCCGUGCGCACAAGGACAUGCUUUUAAGACUUCCAGGCAUCUUUGUGGCCAGCUAAUUGAGCGUGAUCAGAAGAGAAGGACCCCAUAGAUGGCCGGGUCCUCAGCUGUAGGCCUGGGACAAAGGCUGCGCGUUCUGAGGGCAGCUGCGUGUUUUUUUUUUUUUGUUGUUUUUUUUUUUUUUUUUGUGGAGCAUCUCCGCAGACAGACAGUACCGGCCGAUGGCCGAGCACAGAGGACCUCUUUGACUGCGCAUCUGCCAGCAGGAAGAGAGAGACUCUGGCCAUCCCCACAGCCCUGACUGCUCUCUCUGUCCUCCCGACAGCAGCACCUGAAACGGGCUUUUCUGUCCUACCCCAGAACGAUUGGGGAAUGGCCCCUCCAGGGAGGGGAAGUGUCCCGCGUUGUGGGUUCGAACCCAAAUGUCUUUCACUCUGCUUUUUUGGACCCUGUGAAAGACCUUUCCCAUUGGCGUCUUUAUCUGACUUCGCCUCGUUCAUUCAGCUCCGGAAGAAUGCCCCCCCCGCCCGUCCCCACCAUUUUAAAUCAGUGACAGACUUUGUGUACAAAAUCUUGAUUCGAAAUGUGAGAAAUCUAAUUCGAGGUGCUUCUUUUAGAAAUCUUUUCAAAAGUAUAUUUGGUCCUUGUGAUAUGUCUGGACUUGUGACAUGUCACUUUUCAACAUGAAUGUGGAACAAAAUGGCUACCUGGUCUUGUUUGUUACAAAGCAAAGGUGGUAUUCGCAAUCCCAUUCAAUCUAAUGUUUACCUUAGAUGUGUGGCUCAUAUAAAUACCAUGUUCAUCUCUUUCCAUUUUCAUUCAAUUCAUUUUGGUGUUGAAAAAUAUUUGGUCCCAGUUCGCUGUAUGGGAAUAGAUUGACUGCCUUACAUGGUAACUACAUAAGUACCAUGCAGUUCUUUAAUGUUUUAUUCCACGUGUAUAAUUAAAUAUAGUAUUAGAGAUAGUAUUGUGGCUAUUUUACGGCCUACAUUUAAUGAUAUUAUUUGUAAUUGGACUCGGUAAACAAAAUCUGCAAUAUUUCCUGUGCAGUUACUGUAUAUUGAUCUCAAUCUCAGUUGAUCUGCCGUGUUGUUGUUAAUUAUCACAGAUGUAGAUGUUUCUCGGGUGUGUGUGUGUGUGUGUG
This is a messenger RNA of Anguilla anguilla (European eel), 2931 nucleotides long. RefSeq names its product transmembrane protein 51a (gene tmem51a). The record is from RefSeq and is a predicted model, not a curated record. NCBI's taxonomy places the organism in Eukaryota, Metazoa, Chordata, Actinopteri, Anguilliformes, Anguillidae. The coding region runs from base 320 to 1126 and encodes 268 amino acids. The transcript has 3 exons.